UGAUCGUUCGUUGAUGUCAUUUGUUUUCAUCAACUGUGCUCCAUCGACGAGGGUUUAAUAUGAUAACCUGACUUACACGGGAACGGGAGCCUAUUAUUUUGUGGGUGCCCUUACUCACGUUAGCAAUUACCUAACACCGCUACAUUUCUCCACGGCAACGAGACAAAGACAUCGAUUUAAGUAUUCAUAAUAAUGAUAAUUGUGCGACGGCGCAUGGUAAUCAGUAGUCGUGGGUGUCUUCUGUUGGUUCGGGAUUUCACAUUAAGCGCAUCUCGACUGUGUAUUCAUGCCUCUCCCCUGGUUUUAUGCUUUUAUUUUGAAAAGCACCGAGGUGUAGCGCGCACUUCCUUCCGCAGGAUUCUUGUCAACUCAAGUGUCUUUAAUUCCGUUUGUGGAGAGUUUUCCCCAUUUCACCUUUUAUUUUGUGUCAGAUGGCUAUUGAUGGCAAAACAGUCACAGUGAGACAAACAAAUAUAUGGCAGUCUACUUACCUAUAUACAACAACAAGGGUUGGGAUGCAACUGCGUUUGUACUUCAGAUCUUGUCAUUUCACUUCGGCACUUGUUUGGUUUUACCAGCGAGUGGGUUGUCAACUCUACCUUGGUACAGGACUUACCCUCCAGUUAGGUCUGCUUGCCCACUAGGGCAGGUGGUGGAAAAUAAAUGGUGUGACAACCAGAGAUCUCAGUGUGCAAAGCCCCCUCCUGUUUUCUUAAGUUCUAAUGCAACUGAAUCCAUUUUUACGAGCUACUACUAAGCUUGUGACGCUAACAUAACGUUCGUGAAAUUCACCAUCCAAAAACAGUGCUGCUUAAUCUGCUGCUGUGCCUUCUCAUCUUCUACUGUCUCUUCUACAUGAUUGGCAGUGUUUGUUUUGGCGCUUUCAGGUUGGACAGGUUUGAUGGACUGAUUCCUUUUGACUUUAAGACCAAACUUGUUGAUUCCAACUCCAAAUAUUUAGUGAACCUCCUGUCUUUGGAGCUCACCUUCUUCUUCAGCGGUCUAUUGUUUGCUGCAGUAGUGAAGAAGCAGGUCUGGGACUACGCCAUCACAGUCACCCUUAUUCAUGUGCUCAUCACCAGCGUUGUGAUGUUUGAGUUUCCCAUGGAGUGGCAGUGGUGGCUGGCUAUAGGUAGUGGCUUGUUUCUGAUGAUCUGCAACGGUCAGCUAAUCGCCUAUUUCACCUGUCAGAGUGGCCAUAACUACGCCUCAUUCAGUAUUUACUAGCAAAAAUCAGCCAUGUGUGUCAAGCAAAAAAGGAAGUUCUCCAAAUGUAUCUUGAGAAUCCCCCGUGGUCACGCUCAUUCUCUUCUUGCCACUGAUUUUCUGUUGAAGUCCUUGGAGAAUCGCCACACGUGUCACUUCACCUCUAUUGGAGCUAUCAAGUGGCAAAGUUUUCGGUUGAUGAGGGAAACAAAAACAAAUGAUCGGUAAAAAACAGUGAUCUCACGUUGAUGCACCUUAUCUUCAUGUCAGCACUUCAUACUGCCUCCUGAUUUGUUUUAUUGUGUAAGUGUCACAAAGGCUUACAAGGUGUGACUGUAAAUGAAGUGGAACUUGAAUGUCGGAAAUGGGAUAUUAACUAUUUAACACAUUUAUUUUGUUACAUUUUGUGCACAUUAAAAUAUUUUGCAUCUUG
Molecule: messenger RNA, 1639 nt
Organism: Synchiropus splendidus (mandarinfish)
Lineage: Eukaryota; Metazoa; Chordata; Actinopteri; Syngnathiformes; Callionymidae
Product: transmembrane protein 244-like
Exons: 6
Coding region: 856-1227 (123 amino acids)
Source: RefSeq, a predicted model, not a curated record